Messenger RNA from Lucilia sericata (common green bottle fly), 5759 nucleotides. RefSeq names its product brefeldin A-inhibited guanine nucleotide-exchange protein 1 (gene Sec71). Lineage: Eukaryota; Metazoa; Arthropoda; Insecta; Diptera; Calliphoridae. Gene Ontology annotation, molecular function: guanyl-nucleotide exchange factor activity. The transcript is spliced from 4 exons. Gene Ontology annotation, biological process: regulation of ARF protein signal transduction. The record is from RefSeq and is a predicted model, not a curated record. The coding region runs from base 358 to 5652 and encodes 1764 amino acids.
UGAUGACGUUCUUUUUUCUCGCUCUUGUGUGUCAAUAUCGUGAUAAAAAAAUUUUCACUACUUGUAAUUUUUACUUAAUUAAAAGCGAUAAAAAAGUUAUAUAUUUUUUAAUUUAAUUAUCUUAAUUAUAUGGAAAAUGACUUUCCGUACGCAGUUAACAGAAUGAGGAAAAUGUAUUGAAUUAUUUUGUGAACGUUAACAAGAAAAGAGAAAAAAGAAAUAUACUAAACGGUGGUGUUGUGGUUUUUUGUGUGUGUGAGAGUUGUGUUGUGCCAGUCAUAUUGACACAUCAACCCAAACGACGACGAAAGCCCCAAUUUUUCGAUUGAAUUUCACAUGCAAAGACCUUGAUGCAUAAUGCAAAGUUUUUCCACAAAAACUAAAGAAAUGUUUAUAGUGCGUGCUUUAGAGAAAAUCCUUGCCGAUAAGGACAUUAAACGUUCCCAGAAUUCACAAUUAAAGAAAUCAUGCGACACAGCUUUGGAACAAAUCAAAGCUGAACUAAUCAAUGCUGGUCAAAUAGCAGAAGGUAAUGAGCUCCCCUGUGCUGCACUGCCACUGCCGAAAAAUGAUGCAGCCAGUAUUAUAAAUGCGGAGACGUAUUUUCUGCCAUUUGAGUUGGCCUGCAAAAGUCGUUCACCCCGUAUUGUGGUGACAGCUUUGGAUUGCUUGGAGAAGUUAAUAGCAUAUGGCCACUUAACCGGAGCCAUUCAGGAUUCUUCGAGUCCGGGACAUUUGCUAAUUGAUCGCAUUGUUAAUACCAUAUGCGGGUGCUUUAACGGGCCUCAGACAGACGAAUGCGUUCAAUUGCAAAUUAUAAAAGCUCUGCUCACUGUGGUCACCUCACAGCAUGUGGAGAUUCAUGAGGGGACGGUAUUGCAAGCUGUACGCACUUGUUAUGAUAUUUAUUUGUCCAGUAAAAAUCUGGUCAAUCAGACAACAGCCUGUGCUACCCUGACACAAAUGUUGGAUGUGAUAUUUUCACGUAUGGAAAAUCAAGUAUAUGAGGUGGCAGCUCAAGCUGCCCAAGCUGCGGCCGCCGCUAAUAAUGGCAAUACUGAUGCAAACACUUCACAAGCUUCAGAGGCAAGUGUAAGUGUUAAGAGUGUCAGUGGUACCGAGGAGGAAACACCCGAAUCUGUGGCAGCUGCUGUUGUAGAGGAAAUAUUAAAUGCCGCUAUAAAUGAAGUUCUCAAAGAAACUUCUCCCGAAAUUGUCAUAAACGAUGAAGAACAAACAGCUGCUAAUAAUAGCAAUAGCACCAAUAAUAACAGCACCAAUAACAUAUCCACUACGGGUUCUGAAGGCAAUGCAAAUCAUGCAUCAUCCGAAAAUAAUCUGCAUCUCAACUCAGAAGAAAGUGCUGAAAUGCAUAGUGAAAAUGAUGCUGUAGUUACAGCUAAAUUUACACAUGUCCUACAAAAAGAUGCCUUUUUAGUGUUUCGUGCUUUAUGUAAAUUGUCCAUGAAGCCAUUACCAGAAGGACAUCCCGAUCCCAAAUCACACGAAUUAAGAUCGAAGGUAUUAUCUUUACGUUUGCUGUUGUCUAUCUUACAAAAUGCUGGUCCAGUUUUUCGUUCUAAUGAAAUGUUCAUCAUGGCCAUUAAACAGUAUUUAUGUGUAGCCUUGUCUAAAAAUGGUGUAAGUUUGGUGCCGGAAGUAUUUGAGUUAUCGCUGUCAAUAUUUGUGGCCUUGUUGUCCAACUUUAAAAUACAUUUGAAAAAGCAGAUUGAAGUAUUUUUCAAAGAGAUUUUCUUAAAUAUUUUGGAGGCUACCUCCAGUUCUUUUGAACACAAAUGGAUGGUCAUACAGGCUUUGACUCGUAUAUGUGCUGAUGCCCAAUCGGUGGUGGAUAUAUAUGUAAAUUAUGAUUGUGAUUUUCAAGCGGCAAAUCUCUUUGAACGCCUGGUAAAUGAUUUAUCGAAAAUUGCUCAAGGCAGACAAGCCCUAGAGUUGGGUGCUAAUCCUAUGGAAGAGAAAUCUAUGCGUAUAAGAGGUUUGGAAUGUUUAGUUUCUAUACUUAAAUGCAUGGUAGAAUGGAGUCAAGAUUUGUAUGUUAAUCCAAAUAUGCCCUCUUUAAAUGCCCAUGAGGGUACAGCUCAUAAUCGUUCAGCCAACUCAGCUGAUUUACAAUCACCCACUGACAACACAGAUGCUAUAUCACAAACUAAUACCAUAGGUGUACGCUCUACCCAUGGUGGCUCCAGCCAUAGUUUAAAUUCCUAUGGCAGUGUUAAAAACACAGAAGUUCUUGAUUUGCCAGAAGCUUUGGAAGAAAGAAAAAUGCGCAAGGAGGUCAUGGAGGCGGGUAUAGAAAUUUUCAAUCGUAAACCCAAAAAGGGAGUACAAUUUCUGCAAGAAAAACAGUUACUGGGUUCUACACCCAAGGAUAUUGCCAAAUGGCUGCAUGAGGAUGAACGUUUAGACAAAACUAUUAUAGGCAAUUAUAUCGGAGAGAAUGAUGAUCAUUCGAAGGAAGUUAUGUGUGCCUAUAUAGAUGCUUUUGAGUUUCAUAAUCUUGAGGUGGUUUCUGCAUUACGUAUGCUUUUGGAGGAAUUCCGUUUGCCGGGAGAGGCACAAAAGAUUGAUCGUCUUAUGGAGAAAUUUGCCAGUCGUUAUUGUGAAUGUAAUCCCAAUAAUCCUCUAUUCCAAAGUGCUGACACUGUUUACGUUUUGGCCUUUUCCAUUAUAAUGUUGACUACCGAUUUACAUUCGCCCCAGGUGAAAAAUAAAAUGACUAAAGAGCAAUAUAUUAAACUUAAUCAAGGUGUUAGUGAUAGUCGUGAUGAUCUUCCCGUUGAUUAUUUGUCUUCAAUUUAUGAUGAAAUUGCUGGACAUGAAAUUAAAAUGAAAAAUACGGUGGUUAAUAAGCCAGGCAAACAAAUUAUUGCCAAUGAAAAAAGACGUAAGCUUUUGUGGAAUAUGGAAAUGGAAGCCAUAUCGACGGCAGCCAAAAAUCUUAUGGAAUCUGUUUCUCAUGUUAAGUCACCGUUCACUUCGGCCAAACAUUUAGAGCAUGUACGUCCCAUGUUUAAAAUGGCAUGGACACCCUUCUUGGCGGCCUUUUCAGUGGGUCUGCAGGACUGUGAUGAUCCUGAAAUAGCUUGUCUUUGCUUGGAUGGUAUACGCUGUGCCAUACGUAUUGCUUGCAUUUUCCACAUGACUUUAGAACGUGAUGCUUAUGUACAGGCCUUGGCCAGAUUUACACUGCUCACCGCUAACUCGCCCAUCAAUGAAAUGAAAGCUAAAAAUAUUGAUACCAUUAAAACGCUUAUAAUGGUUGCACACACCGAUGGCAAUUAUUUAGGUUCCAGUUGGUUGGAUAUCGUCAAAUGCAUUAGUCAGUUAGAAUUGGCGCAAUUAAUUGGCACGGGCGUGCGUCCAAAAUUCUUAUCUGGUGCUCAGACUACUCUUAAGGAUUCACUAAAUCCCAGUGUUAAGGAGCAUAUUGGCCAGACAAGCAGCCAAAGUGUUGUGGUCGCAGUGGAUCGUAUUUUUACCGGUUCUAUACGCUUGGAUGGUGAUGCUAUUGUUGAUUUUGUAAAGGCCUUGUGUCAGGUCUCUAUCGAAGAAUUACACAAUACCCAGCCACGCAUGUUUUCGUUACAGAAAAUUGUGGAAAUUUCUUACUACAAUAUGGAACGUAUUCGUUUGCAAUGGUCUCGUAUUUGGCAGGUUUUAGGUGAACACUUUAAUACGGUCGGUUGCAAUACCAAUGAGGAAAUUUCAUUCUUUGCCUUGGAUUCGUUGCGUCAAUUGUCGAUGAAAUUUAUGGAAAAGGGUGAAUUUGCAAAUUUCCGUUUUCAAAAGGAUUUCUUACGACCAUUUGAGCAUAUAAUGAAAAAGAAUCAAUCACCUGCCAUACGCGAUAUGGUUGUGCGUUGUGUAGCGCAAAUGGUUAAUUCACAAGCUCGCAAUAUCAAGUCUGGUUGGAAGAAUAUAUUCUCCAUUUUUCACUUGGCAGCAGGUGACCACGAGGAAGCUAUAGUUGAGUUGGCUUUCCAAACCACCGGGAAAAUCAUAGGAGAGUUGUAUCAAAAACAAUUUGCUGUUAUGGUAGAUUCCUUUCAGGAUGCUGUCAAAUGUUUAUCGGAAUUUGCCUGCAAUGCUCGUUUUCCCGAUACCAGUAUGGAGGCUAUACGUUUGGUAAGAACAUGUGCUCUGUGUGUACAUGAAUCACCCCAAUUAUUUGCCGAACAUGCUGGCAUGGAGAAUGAUAUAUCGGUGGCAGAAGAAGAUCGCGUUUGGGUUAGAGGCUGGUUCCCCAUGUUGUUUUCGCUGUCCUGUGUAGUGAAUCGUUGUAAAUUAGAUGUGAGAACCCGUGGUCUGACAGUUCUCUUUGAGAUUGUUAAAACUCAUGGUGACAGCUUUAAACCUAAUUGGUGGAAAGAUUUAUUCAAUGUAAUUUUCCGUAUUUUCGACAACAUGAAACUACCGGAACACGUAACCGAAAAAUCUGAAUGGAUGACCACCACCUGCAAUCAUGCUUUAUAUGCCAUUAUUGAUGUCUUUACGCAAUACUUUGAUGUCUUGGGUCAUCUAUUGCUGGAAGACUUGUUUGCUCAGUUACAUUGGUGUGUUCAGCAAAAUAACGAGCAAUUGGCCAGAUCGGGUACGAAUUGUUUAGAGAAUUUGGUUAUAUCGAAUGGAUUUAAAUUUAAUGAAGCUACAUGGGAUAAAACCUGCCAAUGUAUUUUGGAUAUAUUUAAUGCUACGCUGCCCGGAGAGUUGUUGACAUGGCGUCCAAAUCCCCAACUACAGCAACAAAUGCAAUUACAACAGCAACCACACCACCAGACACAACAAGGUCAAGUACAAUAUCAGACAGCAGCUCAUAAUAAUCCUCAAACUCCCCACUUACGCAAAGGUUCUAAUCCACGUGCGAACGAUACUCUAAAUCGUUCAUAUUCUCAACAUUCCGUUUAUAGUAAUUCGGGAAGUUUUGAUGAUGAUCACACCCAUCAAACCCACCAUCAACACCAUCUCCAUCAACAACAUCCGCAUGCCACUCCUCAGCAUCCAAUAGUACCACAAAAUCCAGCUUUGUUUGAGAGUCUCAAUAUCAAAUGUGUUGUACAACUUGAGCUAAUACAAACUGUUGAUAACAUCAUCUUUUUCCCGGCUACUUCACGGAAAGAAGAUGCUGAAACUUUGGCGCAGGCCGCCGCAGAUUUAACAGGAAACAUAACAACACAUCCCAUGCUGGAUUGUCAACGUGAAGAACAGGGCAUGUACAGUUAUUUACGUACUCGCCAAUUACUCACUCUAGCCGAUUGUCUUAUGCAAUCGCAUCGCUUUGCUAAACGUUUUAAUGCCGACCAAGAACAACGUAAUAUUUUAUGGCGGGCUGGUUUUAAGGGUUCCAUCAAGCCGAAUUUAUUAAAACAAGAAACCGCUUCAUUGGCCUGUGUAUUAAGAAUUUUCUUUAAAAUGUAUGGCGAUGAGAAUAGACGCAGCGAUUGGCCAGGCAUUGAACAGGAAUUAGUGCAAGUGUGUAAGGAAGCAUUAACAUAUUUCCUAAGUUUACAGAGUGAAGCUCAUCGUGAUGCGUGGACAUCGCUGUUAUUGUUGAUUUUGACAAGACUACUUAAAAUGUCCGAUGCAAGGUUUGCAACGCACGUCUCUAACUAUUAUGCUUAUUAUGUGAAAUAAUGUGUUUCGAUUUGAAGCCCGAAUUACGAAGUGUCCUUAGGCGUGUUUUUACGUAUUGGUCCAGUGUUUAAUAUAUUAAAUGUAAAAUAGUGUUACUGAUACCAUAA